CUUCGCAUUGCAAUAGACAAUUCGUGUCGUGGCUCAUUAGUUAAAUGUAGUCGCGGCGCAGAUGAAGGCCAAAUUAAUCCUUUUGCGUCGAUAAAUCAGGCCAAAUAAUCGGAACAAUGGUGCCAAUCAUCGCGCCGCCGGACUAAAUCUGUUUUUGGAUGGGUUUUGGUAUGUCGCCACGUCACUGACUGAAUGUCAUUGGAUUUAUAAAUACGAACAGCUCCAGAAAUAGGCGGCUACAGGUUUUCCAGGCGUACCGACCGAAAUAAAGUAGCCUGGAUUCGGUUAACAAUAAUAUUGUCUCGCCGAGCGGGCGGUCGAUCGUGAGUCCGUUAUCAAAUAUUUCAGUUUAAUUCGCCAUGGCAGCCAUGGACGACGACGAAACCCAACAGUUUUCCCUUCGCUGGCACAAUCAUCAGAGCAGCGUGGUGGGGGCGCUGGGUGAGAUGCUGUCGUCGGGCGCGCUGAGCGACGUGACGCUGUGCGCGGCGGACGGCGGCGCGGCGCUGCGGGCGCACCGCGUCGUGCUCGCCGCCGCCAGUCAGUACUUCGCGGAUAUACUCAAGGAGGUGGAGUGCGGGUCGGGGUGCGGGGGAUGCGGGGCGGGGUGCGGCGCGGGCGGCGUGCUGGUGGUGGUGGCGGGGUGCGGGGCGGCGGAGCUGCGCCUGCUGCUGACGUUCAUGUACACGGGCGAGGUGACGGCGGCGCGCGCGCGGCUGCCGGCGCUACUGGCGUUGGCGCGGACGCUGCGGGUCUCCGGCCUCACUGACACAGAGAAUACCCUCGCCGACCCGGAGUCGGAACCUCUAAACCUCGGGAAGCCGGAGAGCGAGCCCGAGCGGGGGUACGCGGGCGAGACGGCGGCCGGCAGCGACCGGGACAGACUGUGCGGGCCGGAGCGGGGGAGCGGGCCGGCGGGCGGGGGCGGCAGACCGAGCGCGGGGUGGCCGGAGUGCCCGAGCGAGACGGCCGCCGGGAGCGACAGGGACAGACUGAGCAGGCUGGACCAGAUCGUGCAGAACCUGUACACCACGCACAAGCUCGCCUUGACGCCCUCGCCGGGCCUGGAUGCGGGGGAGGCGCGCGACUCGACGUGCGGCGUGUGCGGCAAGCGGCUCAGCAACCGCUACAACCUGCGCGUGCACAUGGACACGCACGCCGGCCGCCGGCACGCGUGCCGCGCCUGCCCACACGUCUCCCGCUCGCGCGACGCGCUGCGCAAGCACGUCGCCUACCGCCACGCGCGCGCGCCCGCACCCACCGCCACUCCUCUAGCGCGAGACAGGCUCUUGUGACGGGCGGUCACUGGGGGAACCCAUUCUCGCGACUCGAAUCGCUCCGGUCGCAGGCUCUCGGUCGAUCGGAGCGACAUUUGAGCGCGGGCCCCCCACACGGGGCGGGCGGACCACGGCAGGCUAGGGUAUCGUGGUUUACGUCGUCGAUGCCUUUGUUUUGGUUGAGAUCGCUCGUAAUAUUAAACCUAUAGAUUUUAUAGCUAGCAUAACGCACAGACAUUAAAAUACAAUUUUGGCACACGUGUUGCCGCAUUUUGUACGCGACUGGACUUAUUAUGUUUAUUUACUUUUAGGAAAAUAAUAAUUGUGUAUUUUCAAAAACAAAACAACCUAGACAGAAAGUAAGUACAUAUUGGAAAUAACGAAAACAGUUCCAUAAAAAAAUCUGCUGUGUUACUCAAAAGUGCUGGUGGAGGCGGUGCUGAGGCUACUCGUAUUAAUUGUAGAACAGCUGAUGUUAACUUACA
Aricia agestis (brown argus) is the source of this 1762-nucleotide messenger RNA. RefSeq names its product broad-complex core protein isoforms 1/2/3/4/5-like. The record is from RefSeq and is a predicted model, not a curated record. Lineage: Eukaryota; Metazoa; Arthropoda; Insecta; Lepidoptera; Lycaenidae. The transcript is spliced from 5 exons. Gene Ontology annotation, biological process: regulation of transcription by RNA polymerase II. The coding region runs from base 360 to 1295 and encodes 311 amino acids. Gene Ontology annotation, cellular component: nucleus. Gene Ontology annotation, molecular function: protein binding.